CGAGGAGGAGGAAAGGAUAAUUCCAUCCCCGCUGAGAAAAUGGGAAGCACCAUCUCCCCGACAACCCGGGAAGGGCAACUCCAAUCCUUGCCUGGGGGCCACAUUUGGGAUCUGUGCAGCUGGAGGGACACAGCCCUGUGCCACUGAGGGCUCGGGGACAGCAUGUCCCUGCAGAGCCGCCGGACCCAGCUGCUGCUGGUCAACUCUCUGACCUUUGGCUUGGAGGUGUGCCUGGCCGCCGGCAUCACCUACGUGCCACCACUGCUGCUGGAAGUGGGCGUGGAGGAGAAAUUCAUGACCAUGGUUUUGGGGAUAGGCCCCGUCCUCGGGCUGCUUUUCGUCCCCCUCAUCGGCUCGGCCAGCGACCACUGGCGCAGCAGCUACGGCCGCAGGAGACCCUUCAUCUGGGCGCUGUGCCUGGGCGUGCUGCUCAGCCUUUUCCUCAUCCCCCACGCCAGCAGCUUGGCCGGCUUUUGCUCCCUCAACCCGCGGCCCCUGGAGAUCUCCUUCCUCAUCCUGGGCAUCAGCCUGCUGGAUUUCUGCGGCCAGGUUUGCUUCACGCCGCUGGAAGCGUUGCUGUCUGAUUUGUUCCAGGAGCCAGACAGCUGCCGCCAGGCUUUUUCCGUCUAUGCUUUCAUGAUCAGCCUGGGGGGCUGCAUCGGUUACCUGCUGCCCGCCAUCGACUGGACCUUCCUGGCGCCUUACCUGGGCGGCCAGCAGAGCUGUCUCUUCACCCUGCUGGCCCUCAUCUUCCUCUCCUGCGUGCUGGCCACGCUCUUUGUGACUGAGGAACCCGCUCGGGGGGAUUUGGAGCUGAGGGAAGCGGCGGUGAAGCCGUGGCGGGGUUGCUGCGUUCCGCGGGGACGCCGCGUCCUGCAGGCUCUGCGCGGUGUGUGCGCGCUGCUGCCGCGGCUGCACGGCCUCUGCUGCCGCAUCCCCAGGGUGGUGCGCCGCCUCUUCGUGGCCGAGCUGUGCAGCUGGAUGGCCCUCAUGACCUUCAUGCUGUUCUACACGGAUUUUGUCGGAGAAGGGCUGUACCACGGAGUGCCCAGGGCCAAGCCGGGCACCGAGGCCAGGCGGCAUUAUGAUGAAGGUGUCCGCAUGGGCAGCUUGGGCCUCUUCCUGCAGUGCAUCACCUCCAUCUUCUUCUCGACAAUCAUGGACCGGCUGGUGAAGCGUUUUGGCACGCGGGCGGUGUACCUGACCAGCGUGGUGUUCUUCCCUGGUGCCGCCUGUGUCAUGUGCCUGUCCCRCAGUGUCACCGUGGUCACCAUCUCGGCCGCCCUGACCGGCUUCACCUUCUCGGCGCUCCAGAUCCUGCCCUACACGCUGGCGUCGCUCUACCACCACGACAAACAGGUGUUCCUCCAUAAAUUCAAGAGGAAAGAAGAGGAAGACGCCGCUCUCCUGGACAAGAAAUCCUUCUCCAAAGGGUUGCUSCCCAGCCAGAAACUGCCUUACCAAAAUGGCCAUGCUGGGAGCCUUUUCCCCCCUUCCUCCUCCUCCUCCUCUUCAUCCCCUGUGGCCGUGUCCAGCUCGGCUCUGUGCGUCAGCUCCUCCUGCGACGUUUCCCUGCGGAUGGUGGUGGGAGAACCAGAGCCAGGCCGAGGGAUCUGCCUGGACCUGGCCAUCCUGGACAGUGCUUUCCUCCUGUCCCAAGUGGUGCCCUCGCUCUUCAUGGGCUCCAUCGUGCAGUUCACCCAGUCUGUCACCGCCUACAUGGUGUCUGCUGCUGGCUUCGGGCUGGUSGCCAUCUACUUCGCCACCAAAGUGGUGUUUGACAAGGGGGACAUGGCCAAAUACUCUGUGUGACAACAGGGAAGACACCUGGGUGGCAGCAGGAGCUGAGUUUGUGCCCAGAGGGUCACUUGGAGUAGCCUGGCGUGGCACUGGCUGUCCCCAAACCGCUGCUGUCACCCCRGGGCUGGGGACAGCACGGGGUUAAUCUCAGGUGUAAAUAAGAGGCUUUGGGGCGCUGUGCUCUGGGCCAGAAGGGCUUUCCAAAGGUGCCUUGAGCAGAGGGAAAAUGGGGGAAAAAGGGAAUUGGAGUUUCCCUUUGAGGGGGAAAAAGGGAAUUGGAGUUUCCCUUUGAGGGGGAAAAAGGGAAUUGGAGUUUCCCUUGACGGGGAAAAAGGGAAUUGGAGUUUCCCUUAAGGGGGAAAAAGGGAAUUGGAGUUUUCCUCCAAUAACGGGUCGUGUUCCCGAGCAGGGAUGGGGUAAAUCACCAGCUCUCCUCUCCUCCACCUCCAGCUGGGCCCUCUGCCCCUGCUCAUGGUGGUUUUACCCAAUCCUUGAGCAAUAUUUCAGCAAAUGGAGCACUGGGAAAGGAUUUCCUGGGGAAAAAAAAAACCCAGGAAAAAGUUGGGCUGUGGGGCCGAGGGGGUGCCCAGGAUUGUGCUCACACUUCUGUCCUUCUGUCCUUUUGUCCUUCCCUCCUUCCCCACCCRGAGAAAAGCCACUGUGCCUUGUUUUGGAAAAAGCAAGGAGCAUCCCAUUAGGCCCCGUUCCAAAARGUGACUUAACCUUUACCUACAUAGCAGCUUGCAUCAGAUAGAGAGCACUUCUGAGCUUUUAUUUUUUUAUUUUAAUGAUUGUUUUUGCUCUCUUCCCACAGCUCUCAAUAACUCUGACCUCUCACUCCUCACCUCAGUGCCUGCCCUGAUCUCUCAGAUCCAGGCUGUUGUGCCUUUCCCUGGCCCCUAAAAGGGAAUUUUUUGGGGUUUUCAGAGGGGUUUUUAGUG
This is a messenger RNA of Malurus melanocephalus (red-backed fairy wren), 2741 nucleotides long. RefSeq names its product solute carrier family 45 member 3 (gene SLC45A3). The record is from RefSeq and is a predicted model, not a curated record. Gene Ontology annotation, biological process: transmembrane transport. Gene Ontology annotation, cellular component: membrane. NCBI's taxonomy places the organism in Eukaryota, Metazoa, Chordata, Aves, Passeriformes, Maluridae. Gene Ontology annotation, molecular function: sucrose:proton symporter activity. The transcript has 4 exons. Bases 163 to 1812 code for a protein of 549 amino acids.